AUGAACAAAAAGCCGCCAUUGCCGCUGACGGCCUAUUUAGGCGGCAGCGACAACAACACCAUCAAUACGAAUUCGAAUGCUUCGAAUGGCGCCGGUGGUAGCAUCCAACGAGGAGCCAAUGCUGGUGCUGGUGGUGCUGGUGGUGGUGGUGGUGCACGCAACAGUGCCUCCCUAUGCUUUGCCAGCAGUGGCUCUAAUAGUGCCCAAGGCGUCAGUGGAAGCAGUGGCACUACUGGUGGCACCACAUCCAAGGCAGAAAAACAACGCGAUGCUGGCACUGCUGGUGGAACCGGAGGCGGUGGCAGCCUCUGUGGCUGUCAGAAAGCCCCCAAAUCGCAUUGCAUAUCAGCGACAGGUGUACUGCUGUUGGUGCUGCUGUACACGGCCAUGGGCUCAAUUAUCUUUGUUACCUUGGAGGGGGAGAUUGAAGAUGCGAAUGCACUCGAAACAGCAGUGGCGGCCUCCAAACCAUAUCCACGCACCGAGCUGGCCAAUGCGGAAAUACGUUCGAGAACUGUCGAUCGCUUAUGGUCCAUCACAGAGGAUCUGAAUAUACUCUAUAAAGAGAACUGGACGCGCUUAGCGGCGCAGGAGGUGCAAUUAUUCCAGGACACCCUACUGCGAGCCGUGCGUCAAUCGAAAAUUUAUCAACCUGGCGGCUUGCAAAUGAAUGCACCGACGCACAAAUGGACCUAUGCCUCAGCGUUUCUCUACUCCCUGACAUUAAUUACAACGAUAGGUUACGGCGGCAUUUCGCCAAGGACACAGUGGGGCCGCAUUGCUGCGCUCCUCUACGCACUGUUCGGCAUUCCCAUUGUGCUGUUGUAUCUGUCCGCGAUGGGCGAGGCCUUGUCCGCCGGCAUGCGCUGCCUCUUUCGACGCUCGCGUUCCAAGAGCAGCGUCAGCAGCGGCAAUGCGACCGCAGCAGGCGGGUCCGGCUCGCGAAAGGGAGACAAAGGUGGUGCUGGCAAGAGCGGCCACUAUGGCCACCAGCAUUCCAGCAAGCUCCAUCCGUACGGACUGCCGCCCUCCGUCUACCAACAGCAGCAACAGCAGCAGCAGCGCGAGCAGCAGGGUAAAAUGAAGAGUGGCACUGGAGGCAGCGAAAGCGGUGGCAAUGGGAAUCGUGCGGCUUCACCCAGCGUUCCCAUCUCCGUAUGUGUGUGCGUGCUGCUCUGUUAUAUCACCAGCGGCGCUGUACUCUUUCAUAAGCUGCAGAACUGGAGCGUACUGGAGUCCCUAUACUUCUGCUUCACCUCGCUGGGCACCAUUGGGUUCGGUGAGUUGGCGCCCAGUGGCACAGUGACCCUCUACACCGCCAGUGUGUACAUACUGGUGGGCAUGGCAGUGGUCGCCAUGUGCUUCAGUCUCAUUCAGACGGAGAUUGUGAUGUGGUUGCGAAAAUUUAGCGUGCAGGAUCAUGUAAUGCCCAAAGCUGAGGAAGUGGCACUCGUUUCGGUCGCGGUCACGCCCAAGCCCUCCUGACAACGACCCAACGCCGAAAUGUUGGCCGGCGCUGGCGGUGCUGGCGGCAGCACCUCUGCCAAUGCUCAAAGCAACAGUUUGGCUCAUCAUCAGACAAUGUUCUUUGGACCGGCCCACACGCUCACCCAAUACAGCUCCCUGCCGCGUCGCAGUCAUAUGCAUAGCGGGGGAGCUGCCACGGCCGCGGCCGCUGCCGCUGCCGCUGGUGGUGGUGGUGGUGGUGUUGGCGGCAUGGUGGGUGGUUCAUCAUCCGCUUUUCAGCGCAACACCCCCAUACGCCGCUCCACGGGCAUACCGGAGCACCACAUGGAAUAUUUCGUGCCGCGCAGCAUUAGCGAAUUCAACUUGAGCGGCGUGGGAGAUCUGGCACUGCCACCACCACGACGCUACUCCCCCAGCAAUAUGGGCAUGGGCAUGAGCAUGGGCAUGGGCAUGGGUAUGGGUUUGCCGCAUGGCUUGCAGCUGGGACCGCCACAAACGUUGAUUUGCGGAGCACCGCCGCCACCACCACCAGCCCAGCUGCAGAUUGUGACGCUGAAGCCACGGAGCGAGAAAAUGGUCACCUUCGAGGAUGAGUCCAAGGCGGCAGCGAGUGGUGCCAGCGCUGCAGGGGGUGCCACUAUGCAUUGCCCGCACGGUAUUCCCACCACGCCGCGCAAAUCCUCAAAUGCAGCUCUUUUGGGCGCCGGCCCAGGUGCCGAUAUUUUCAUGUGA
This is a messenger RNA of Scaptodrosophila lebanonensis, 2199 nucleotides long. RefSeq lists its product as uncharacterized. Gene Ontology annotation, cellular component: membrane. Gene Ontology annotation, biological process: potassium ion transmembrane transport; stabilization of membrane potential. The record is from RefSeq and is a predicted model, not a curated record. Gene Ontology annotation, molecular function: potassium ion leak channel activity. The transcript is spliced from 5 exons. Lineage: Eukaryota; Metazoa; Arthropoda; Insecta; Diptera; Drosophilidae.